AAAAUGGAAAAUCCCCAAAUUGUAAGAUCUUAUUUAUAUUUUAUAUUUUAGUUGGCUUUCAGUUGUUCAAAGUGUAAUUGUGGUAGGGAUCUCCUGCAAGAUCCAAGUUUUUAGCCGUGAACCUCUAAGGUAACAUAUAUCCCCCAGCAUUUACAUCAAAAUUCCAAUAAACAUUAAACACGAAAAAAGAAAAAAAAAAAAAAAAAAAAAAAAAAAACCAAUCGAGGUUGGCAAAAAUUGACCCCCAUCAACUUUGUAUCAUUUCUCACCAACAUCUUAUGCUUAAGAGUCGUGUAAUAUCUCUAUAUAGGACGAUCGGCAUUUGCGAGAACAAAAGGUUAAAAGUUAGAAAUUUUUUUUCUUUGAGAAUAAAAAUGGAUCACAAGGAUACAAAAUGUGGCCCUUUGUAUUUUGAUCUUAAUACUGGUGCUAAGAUACCGUCUGUUGGUCUUGGAACAUGGAAAGCGGAACCGGGUGUCGUUGGUAAUGCCGUCAUCGCCGCCGUUAAGAAUGGUUAUAGGCACAUUGACUGUGCUCAAGUUUAUGGCAAUGAAAAAGAGGUAGGGGUGGCACUGAAGGAACUAUUUUCUACUGGGGUAGUGCAGCGUAAUGAGAUCUUCAUCACAUCUAAGCUAUGGUGUAGUGACCAAGCACCUGAAGAUGUUUCAAAGGCUUUGAGCAAGACUCUAGAAGAUCUGCAGCUUGACUACAUUGAUCUUUAUCUUAUACAUUGGCCAUUUCGGACAAAGCCCGGCUCUCAAGGUUUCUCCCCUGAAGUCACGGCUCCUUUGUGUCUCCCUGAGACAUGGAAUGCAAUGGAGGGCUUGUUUGCAUCCGGUCAGGCACGAGCAAUCGGGGUGAGCAACUUCUCGACUAAGAAGCUGCAAGACUUGUUGUCAUAUGCAAAAGUUCCACCUGCAGUCAAUCAAGUGGAGUGUCAUCCAGUUUGGCAGCAACCUUCCCUUCACAAUCUGUGCAAAUCCACUGGUGUUCAUCUCACGGGAUAUUCUCCUCUGGGAUCUCCAGGGACUUGGUUAAAAGGAGAGAUCAUGAAGGAACCAAUCUUGGUUGAAAUUGCUGAGAAGCUAAACAAGUCACCAGCACAAGUAGCUCUUCGUUGGGGUAUUCAGAGUGGACAUAGUGUCCUUCCAAAGAGUGUAAAUGAAUCUAGGAUCAAGGAAAACCUGAGUUUGUUUGAUUGGUGUAUUCCUCCAGAGCUCUUCUCGAAAAUUGCAGGAAUUCACCAGCAAAGGCUUCUUCGUGGAGAUUUUGCAGUCCACGAGUCUAGUCCUUAUAAGAGCAUUGAAGAACUUUGGGAUGGUGAAAUAUGAUAUGAACGGCAGUGUUCCUUUUCAGCUUAUUGUAAUUUCUGUUCCUUGGAAUAAGUUGUUAGGAAAAAUAAUGUAGAGCCAAAUUAUAGUAUAGGUUUCAUAUAUAGUUGGCAAAAUUUGUUUACAGAUAUCAUUAUUGAAACCCAAACUGUCAAGUCCCAGGCAAUCAUUCUCAUCACUUUCCUUGCCCUCUCAGUAGAGGAUUUAGCAAAAAGGAAGAUUAAAAAGUGAUGCUCCAUAAUUGAACCAGAGAUACAAAUAGAACUAUUAUGCAACACUCCAAAUUACUGGAAUUUAUUUUUCUUGUUGAUUCAUUCCCACUGGAUUGAAUAUGAUGGCCUUUCUAUGAAGUUUUUAUGUUUCCCCUUAGAUGAAUGUGAUGAAGCACAAAGUUCAACAAA
Ziziphus jujuba (common jujube) is the source of this 1732-nucleotide messenger RNA. Its product is annotated as NADPH-dependent aldo-keto reductase, chloroplastic. The record is from RefSeq and is a predicted model, not a curated record. Lineage: Eukaryota; Viridiplantae; Streptophyta; Magnoliopsida; Rosales; Rhamnaceae. The transcript is spliced from 7 exons. Gene Ontology annotation, cellular component: cytosol. The coding region runs from base 279 to 1331 and encodes 350 amino acids. Gene Ontology annotation, molecular function: aldose reductase (NADPH) activity.